This is a messenger RNA of Dendroctonus ponderosae (mountain pine beetle), 912 nucleotides long. Its product is annotated as protein obstructor-E. Lineage: Eukaryota; Metazoa; Arthropoda; Insecta; Coleoptera; Curculionidae. The transcript is spliced from 5 exons. Bases 86 to 874 code for a protein of 262 amino acids. Gene Ontology annotation, molecular function: chitin binding. Gene Ontology annotation, cellular component: extracellular region. The record is from RefSeq and is a predicted model, not a curated record.
GAAGGCACUUAAUGGCUCAAAGUGGUGAUGGUUGACCGAAGAUGCGUCUUCAUUUUGGUGCCGAACUCGCAACCAGUGGGCGACAAUGGGUUUUCUUGGGCGAUUCAUCUUUAUUGCCAGUGUAGUGUUUAUUGGGGCGUUUUGUCAAUAUAAUGGCGUCUACAACCAGAGGCAGCAGAGACAACCUCUCAACCAGUACCAGGGGUCUGGAAGUUGUUUUGAACCCAAUGGAACCUUUCCCACCAGCUCAUGCGAUGGCUACAUCCAGUGCCUGAACGGGGUUGCAGAAGAGAAGGUUUGCCCUGAUGGGCUUCUCUUCAAUGCUGAGGCCGGAUCCCGAGCUUUCCCUUGCCAGUACCCGAUUGAUGUUGACUGUACUGGACGCGAACAAACCCAGCCGGCUCAAGCCACAGACGAAUGUCCCCAUCAGUUCGGCUACUUCAGAAUGGGCGACCAGCAGAACUGCGGCCAGUUCAAGAACUGCGUGGAUGGACGAGGAUUCAUCUUCGACUGUCCAGAAGGCCUGGCCUGGAACGGUGAUACCUACAGAUGCGAUUGGCCUGACCAAGUACCCGAUUGCGACGCUGAAGCCUACUUGGGUUUCACCUGCCCCCCAUUGGCUCGUCAGUUCGGCCUGGGACCUGAAGAGUACCGCUUCUUCCGAUCUCCAAGCGACUGUCAGAGGUACUACAUCUGCAUUGAGGGUAGACCCAGGUUGUACAACUGCGGCGAAGGAAGAGCGUUUAAUGACCUGACUAAUACUUGCGAUGGUGCAGAGAAUGUUACUGGAUGUGCUGGGGAUUUAGGAGCUACGCCCACUAAAUUGGCCAAGUUCUCCAAUCAAAAUGCCUAUAACAGGUUCACCAGUUUUUGAGUUGUUUGUUAAAUAAAUCCUUUUUGAGUAAGAGUUAA